CAGUGUACUUAGCACCAUUUUAUCGUUUCAAAAGGAAGCUAGGGUGCGUGUGUCAUCACGAGUUCUUCCAUCAUCUUUAACAGCAACAUCAAACAAAUAAGCAAGAAUGUCCCACGAAGACACGAAUGCGUCCAAAUGGAAGAAGAAAGCGUUGAGUGAAAACACACUCUUUGGGAUGGGCAAUCCCCUACUGGACAUUAUUGCAGUGGUGGACAAAGACUUCCUCAAUAAGUACGGACUGAAGCCCAACGAUCAGAUCCUUGCUGAGGACAAACACAAGGCCUUGUUUGAAGAAAUUGUCAAGAGGAAAGAAGUUGAAUAUCACGCCGGCGGUUCCACGCAGAACUCGGUGAAAAUCGCCCAGUGGAUGAUCCAGAAGCCCCACAAGGUGGCGACCUUCUUCGGCUGCAUCGGCACUGACCGCUUCGGCGAGAUUCUGAAGAAGAAGUCGGAGGAGGCGCACGUGGACGCCCGCUACUACGAGCAGAGUUGCGAGCCCACCGGCACCUGCGCCGCCUGCAUCACCGGCGACAACCGGUCCCUAGUGGCCAACCUGGCGGCAGCGCAAUGCUACAAGAAGGAGCAGCAUCUGGACCUGGAUAGCAACUGGGACCUGGUGACCAAAGCCAAGGUCUACUACAUUGCAGGCUUUUUCCUGACCGUGUCUCCGGAGUCCAUGCUGAAGGUGGCCAAGCACGCCUCGCAAAACAACAAACUCUUCUGCAUAAACCUGUCGGCGCCUUUCAUCUGUCAGUUUUUCAACGCCGCCAUGAUGGAGCUCAUGCCUUACGUGGACAUCCUGUUUGGCAACGAGACGGAGGCGGCCACGUUCGCAAAGCAACUGGACUUCCAGACGGAUGACAUCGGCGAGAUCGCCAGGCUGGCCAGAAACCUGCCCAAGGACAACCCAGCCAGGCCCAGGGUGGUGGUCUUCACGCAGGGCAAGGACGACACCGUGGCCACCACCGGUGAGAAGGUGACCAUGUUCCCCGUGCUGGACAUCGACCAGAACCACAUUGUGGACACAAACGGAGCUGGAGACUCCUUUGUCGGAGGGUUCCUGUCAGCGCUGGUCCAGGAGCAUCCCCUGGAGGAGUGCAUCCGAGCGGGACACUACGCCGCCAACGUCAUCAUCCGCCGAGUGGGCUGCACCUUCCCGGAAAAGCCCGACUUUCACUAGACCAAUACGCUCGUGCGUGCGUGCGUGCGUGAGCCUCGGGAUUUUAUGUACGUACGUCGUUUUUAUUUUCUACUCACAGUAAGCAUCCUGGGAGCAAGCGCUAAUAAAUGUCCACCCAAUGGUGCUUUUGAGUCAAACUCUUGAGUGUACGCAAAACUCCCAAGUAGAACCGCAUCUGUUUAAAUAAAAUAAACCUCAAAAGCC
Molecule: messenger RNA, 1384 nt
Organism: Syngnathus acus (greater pipefish)
Lineage: Eukaryota; Metazoa; Chordata; Actinopteri; Syngnathiformes; Syngnathidae
Product: adenosine kinase-like
Exons: 11
Coding region: 107-1180 (357 amino acids)
Biological process (GO): purine ribonucleoside salvage
Cellular component (GO): nucleus; cytosol
Molecular function (GO): adenosine kinase activity
Source: RefSeq, a predicted model, not a curated record